Carya illinoinensis is the source of this 2505-nucleotide messenger RNA. RefSeq names its product F-box/kelch-repeat protein At3g06240-like. The record is from RefSeq and is a predicted model, not a curated record. Lineage: Eukaryota; Viridiplantae; Streptophyta; Magnoliopsida; Fagales; Juglandaceae. The transcript has 2 exons. Gene Ontology annotation, molecular function: protein binding. The coding region runs from base 318 to 1418 and encodes 366 amino acids.
UUCUUCUCUUUUUGUGCAGGGGGGAUGCUUUACUUGACUGAGGCCACUUUACUCUUCUGGUUUUUAAAACACGUGGGGAGAUCCUUGGCUCUUGAAAUUCAAGGCGUUGCGAAUUGGUCCAACGGACCUUGGCGAGGCCGCUUUACUCUUCUGUAUGAGCUUUAAUUGCAGUGAGGUGGAGCUUCUCUUGAGACUCUGAGAGUUAACUUUCUCAUACUUCCUCGCAGCAACAAUUGUGAUCUCUGCACUUACCGGUUAUCAUUUCAAUUGCCGGCGCCAAAGCAUUUUUGGGUCGAUUGAUAUUGGAUAGAAAAGCGAUGAGUAAGAAUUAUCUACCCGAAGAAAUUGUCGAAGAAAUCCUCUUGCGAUUGCCGGUCAAAUCUUUGUUACGAUUCAGGUGUGUAUCUAAACUUUGGCGCUCGCUAAUCUCGGAUCCCCGAUUCACAAAAUGGCAGUUCGGGCAAGCGUCUCAGCAUCCACAAAGAUUACUUAUAUCAUCCAGUUCUGAAAUUCGAUCCCUAGGCUGCGACGUGCCAUUUGGGGACAGUUCCGCUCUCAGAGAACUCGACGUCCCAUUCCAGAGAAAUGGUCUCCGUGUUAGAAUUAUAGGGUCUUGCAAUGGUCUGGUUUGUGUGGCUCUCCAUUCCCAUAAGGGUUUCUAUAUUUGGAAUCCUUCAACUGGAGACCACAGGAAAUUGCCAGAUCCUGGUGCUCCACCAGGUGGCUUCAUACAUUGGCAUGGUUUUGGGUAUGAUUCAUCCACUGAUGACUACAAGCUUAUUGUGGCCUCUUACCGGCUUCUUAAUGGUGGUGGCCGUUCAAGUGAAGGCGAGGUUUUCUCUUUAAAAAGAAAUUCAUGGAAAGGUAUUCUUCAUGACCUCGACCAUUCAUAUGGCGCGACAGAGUCAGCAGGGAUCCUUUGCAAUGGGUCUCUGCAUUGGUACCUUAAAGUGAGCGAGCCAGCAAGUGAUGAAAUACAUGCGUUUGAUUUAGCAGAGGAGAAAUUCCACGAGAUACAGAUGCCCAUCCAGGAAGAUGGACACCCUCGACAACCACCUUUCAGGAUUGUGAGGAACCUUGGAGGGUUCCUGUGUUUAGUUGGUUAUACUCAUACCCAUAUAGACAUAUGGAGAAUGAUGGAAUAUGGAAUCGAAGAAUCAUGGGAACCAAUGCUCAGAGUUGCGUAUUCUCGUAUUUCCAGAAAUUCACUACCGCUUUGGCUUUCGAGAGGUGGUCAGCUGGUGGUAAUACAUGCUGAAAAGGAGUUAAUGAUAAGUGAACCUGAAGGAGAGCUUGAACAUGUUGUGACCUUGGGUGACUUUUUGUGUGAAGCAGCUGUCUUCGUUGAGAGUUUACUUUCACCUAAUCAUUACGGUGGGGAUGAAAGGCAACGCCUUCUCUGUGAUGAAGACCGAUGAUAACCAUCAGUACUGCACUCAAAUGCUGGUGUAUUUCCAUGAUUUAUCUGGCCAUUCCACCUUUAUCACCUAGCCUGCGAGGUGCUAAAGAUGCUUCAGUGGCGGAAGUCAUGGUGAUAUCGGGGGAGCAAAAUUAGUGGAAUAUCAAUUUAGUCGGGUGGCACGAGAUUGGGAAACGAGCAGUUUUGAAGAAUUUUUUAGCCAUGUAUACACCAGCAAGUAGAUAUGAUGUGGUGGACACCUGUAGGUAAAGGUUUAUUCUUAGUGUGCUCUUUUUAUAAGUCCCUCACACAGGAGCCGAAUAUUCAGUUUCCAUGGAGAAGGUUAUGGAGACAUAAGGCGCCUCCUAAAGCGGCAUUAUUUAUGUGGACAACAUCCUUGGUAAGAUCCUCGCAACUAACAAUUUGAGGAAACGAAGCGUGAUCAUUGCAAAUUGGUGUUGUAUGUGUAAGAACGGUGGGGAGUCAGUGGACCAUCUCCUAUUACAUAGAGAGUUAUGGAAUGAGGUGUUCAGUAGACUAAAGUUGGCUUGGGUUAUGCCUGAGACAGUGGGGGCAGUGCUGGCCAGCUGGUCAAACCUUAAGAGGCACUCAACAGAUUAAAGCUAUGUGAAACAUGGUCCAUAUUUGCAUCAUGUAGUGAUUGUGGUAGGAGCGAAAUGAGCAGACGUUCAAGGAUAAGGAGAGAUCGUUGGAGGAGCUUAAAGUUUUUCUUUUUAGAACUCUAUGUACUUGGAUCAUUGCUGUUGACCUUAAUGGCAUGGACUUUCAUGAUUUUCUUGUCUCUACCGCUCCUUCUUCGUAGAGGAUUGCUGUGUAAUGUUUCUGGCUAUGCCUAUUCUUUGAUCAAUGAAAUUUGUUUACUUCGAAAAAAAAAAAAAAAGGAUGUGUUGGUGCUAGAAAGAGGGAGAAAAGUGGUUGUUAUACGUUUUAGAGUUCUGAAAUUUCAUCUAAGACAUAUGAUUGGAGAUUUAUGGGUCAGCUAACGUUCAUGCACAUUGUAUUCUCAGAACUGGAAAGUUGGGAAUUGUUUUUAUUUUGUGGUUAUACUUUGAUCUUUCUUACCAGAUCAUAUUAUUGUUUGCUAA